GCGAUGCCGUUUGGCUGCGUGACGCUGGGAGACAAGAAAGAUUAUAACCAGCCGUCCGAGGUGACCGACAGAUAUGACCUGGGCCAGGUCAUCAAAACGGAGGAGUUCUGUGAAAUCUUUCGGGCCAAGGAGAAGACGACGGGGAAGCUGUACACCUGCAAGAAGUUUCUGAAGCGGGACGGGCGGAAAGUGCGGAAGGCGGCCAAAAACGAGAUCAUCAUCCUCAAAAUGGUGAAGCACCCGAACAUCCUGCAGCUGGUGGACGUCUACAUCACCCGCAAGGAGUAUUUCAUCUUCCUGGAGCUGGCCACCGGCCGGGAGGUCUUCGACUGGAUCCUGGACCAGGGCUACUACUCGGAGAGGGACACCAGCAACGUCAUCCGGCAGGUGCUGGAGGCCGUCGCCUACCUGCACUCGCUCAAGAUCGUCCACAGGAACCUCAAGCUGGAGAACCUGGUGUACUAUAACCGCCUGAAGAACUCCAAGAUCGUCAUCAGCGACUUCCACCUGGCCAAGCUGGAGAACGGGCUCAUCAAGGAGCCCUGCGGCACCCCCGAGUACCUGGCUCCGGAGGUGGUGGGGCGGCAGCGGUACGGGCGGCCGGUGGACUGCUGGGCCAUCGGCGUCAUCAUGUACAUCCUCCUCUCGGGGAACCCCCCUUUCUACGAGGAGGCGGACGAGGAUGACUACGAGAAUCACGACAAGAACCUCUUCCGCAAAAUCCUGGCCGGGGACUACGAGUUCGACCCGCCGUACUGGGACGACAUCUCACAGGCGGCCAAGGAGCUGGUGACGCGCCUGAUGGAGGUGGAGCAGGACCAGCGGAUCACGGCGGAGGAGGCCAUUUCCCACGAGUGGAUCUCCGGCAACGCCGCCUCCGACAAGAACAUCAAGGACGGCGUCUGCGCCCAGAUCGAGAAGAACUUCGCCCGGGCCAAGUGGAAGAAAGCCGUGCGAGUGACCACGCUCAUGAAACGCCUGCGGGCGCCCGAGCAGACGGAGACAGCCCCGGCGCCGGCCACUGCCGCUGCUGCCACCGCUGCCACCGCCACUGCCGCCACGGACACUGCGGCCCCCACGGCCCCCGGCACGCCGCCCGCCGCCGCGCAGCCCCCGGCCCCCAGCACUCCACCCGCCACCACGUGUAAUGGGGACGGGGCUGCCACUGCCACCGCCACCACCACCGAGGCCCCCAGCGAGCAGACCGGCUGA
Molecule: messenger RNA, 1212 nt
Organism: Gymnogyps californianus (California condor)
Lineage: Eukaryota; Metazoa; Chordata; Aves; Accipitriformes; Cathartidae
Gene: CAMKV
Product: CaM kinase like vesicle associated
Exons: 10
Coding region: 4-1212 (402 amino acids)
Biological process (GO): peptidyl-serine phosphorylation
Cellular component (GO): intracellular anatomical structure
Molecular function (GO): calcium/calmodulin-dependent protein kinase activity; ATP binding; calmodulin binding
Source: RefSeq, a predicted model, not a curated record